This is a messenger RNA of Arachis duranensis, 1367 nucleotides long. RefSeq lists its product as uncharacterized. NCBI's taxonomy places the organism in Eukaryota, Viridiplantae, Streptophyta, Magnoliopsida, Fabales, Fabaceae. Bases 143 to 1123 code for a protein of 326 amino acids. Gene Ontology annotation, molecular function: metalloendopeptidase activity; ATP-dependent peptidase activity; ATP binding. The record is from RefSeq and is a predicted model, not a curated record. The transcript is spliced from 7 exons. Gene Ontology annotation, biological process: proteolysis.
UUUAAAAUUGAUUUAGAAAAUGGUGGUGUUAUUUAUGUGGUGAAGAAGGCAUGGAAUAGAAAAGCAAGCAUGGGUGGUACUGGAGACAUGGAAAACAAUAAAACGGUUGUAGAGUUGUAGUUGCUUUUGAUCCGUGACAAUAAUGGGUAGUUUGCCUGUGAUGCAGUGUGUGGGUGUGGGUUUAAAAGUUAGGUUGAGAAUCCGAUGUUGUUCGAGCACUAAGCUGGAAGCGCUUGAACAGAUUGAUAAGGAGCUAUCAAAGGGUAAUGACAGAGCUGCCCUUGCUCUUAUCAAGGAUUUGCAGGGUAAGCCCGCUGGCCUUCGCUGUUUCGGCGCUGCCACCCAGGUGCCUCAAAGGCUUUACUCUUUGGAUGAAUUGAAGCUCAAUGGAAUCGACACUUUGUCUCUUCUUUCUCCGGAAGAUACCACUCUUGGUUCCAUACAAAGAAACCUGCAGAUUGCUGCUAUUGCUGCUGGCCUCGCUGUGUACAAUGCCUUUGGGAUUUCGCCUCAACAGAUUUUCUAUAUAUCCUUGGCCUUGCUUUUUCUCUGGACAUUUGACUCCGUAUCUUUUGGUGGAGGCAUAGGUAGCUUGGUUCUUGAUACAAUUGGUCACGGUGUCAGUCCGAAAUACCACAAUAGGGUUAUUCAACAUGAAGCUGGCCAUUUUCUAGUUGCUUAUCUAGUAGGAAUACUUCCUAAAGGAUAUACUCUUUCUAGUUUGGAUGCUUUCCAGAAGGAGGGAUCCCUCAAUGUUCAAGCUGGCACUGCUUUUGUUGAUUUUGAGUUUAUUGAAGAGGUUAAUGCCGGGAAAUUAUCAGCUAGGACAUUGAACAGAUUUUCAUGUAUAGCCCUGGCCGGUGUGUCGACCGAGUAUCUCAUAUAUGGAUUUGCUGAAGGAGGUCUUGAUGACAUAAGAAAGUUGGAUUUGUUGCUCAAGGGCCUGGGUUUCACACAGAAGAAGGCAGAUUCUCAAGUUAGAUGGUCUGUGCUAAACACAAUCUUACUCUUGCGGCGGCAUGAAGCAGCUCGAGCUCGGCUUGCUGAGGCCAUGAGCAAGGGAUACUCUGUUGGAUCUUGCAUUGACAUUAUAGAAAAUUCUAUUGAUGUUUCAGACCUCUAGUUGAAACUGUUCUCCACGAUACAUUUAUUUGAACUUCCAAGAACUUCAUUUGGUGUUUCCCUGCUCCAUUCUUGUAGGAGCGACAUGUGAAUAUGUUUUGUUACAAUGGGGAACAGCAAUGGAAGGAUUGUUUAGAGAGAAAGGGACUGUUUAUAAUUCAGCAUUUGAUUUGGAUGCACUUGAAGAAGUUAAUGCUCUCAUUGUAAUUAUUCAUUUGCGAAUAAAACAUUGAAAAUUCUGAGCA